AUCACGCCUCUCCGUGGUCACGUGGCUGUGAUGUCACGACUUCCUCAAAGCACCACUAUGGAGCUUUUGCGGCCCAUCCGGAGAAAGGAGACGAGCGCCUGAACGUAGCACACAAUUGUGCUGCCGCUAUGUUUAAAUGUCAAAAAGAGUCAGCAGUAGACACGGAAGGGGUUGCUAAAGAUAAAGAAUGGAGAAACAUCUUGAGGAGGAGAUUGAUGAUGUUCUAGAUUUAGACCAGGCCCCAGUGAUGAGAUCUUGGGGGUCUCUGAUGGACCUUAGAGAGGGAGAAAAUUCAGAAGGAGAACCAACAGAUGUGGAAGAAAAGGAGAAUGAUAAAUUAGAUCAAGCCCCAGUGAUGAGGUCUUGGGGGUCUCUGAUGGACCUUCAGAAUGGCGAGCAGGCAGAAGGAGAAGAACCAUCAGCAAAGGACUGCAGUCCACAAUUGGAUCUGCCACAUUCAGAGGUGAAAGAGGAGAAGAAUGAUGAUAAAACAGACCCAGCCUCAGUUAUGUGUUCGGGGUCUGUUACAGAUCUGCUGAUAGAAAAAGAGCAGGAAGUUGAGGCAGAUAACAUCGAUAAAGAAAAAUCAGAUGUCCUGCCAACAAAAAGUGACACUGAUUCCACCAAAUCAGAAGACAAAGGGGCUGUCGGAAAGAAUACAAUCAUCUUUCAGAACACCACUCGGGUAUGGAAGCCCAAGUUGCGGCGCCCAACUUUUGUCAACCAAAACUUUACACCAAGUUUGAAAAAAGGCGAGAUAGAGCACCCAACUGCUGAUACCACCAAAGCAGACUAUGGGCCUGUCAACUGCACGCCAAGAUGCAAAAAUGCCCAGUUAGAGCGCCCAACUGCUGAUACCACCAAAGCAGACUAUGGGCCUGUCAACUGCACGCCAAGAUGCAAAAAUGCCCAGUUAGAGCGCCCAACUGCUGAUACCACCAAAGCUGACUAUGGGCCAGUCAAAAGAAAAAGAAAAAUGAGCAACAUCAAUAUGGAAGAAAGAGUCUGUCUGCCUACAAAGAGAAAGACAGGCCACAUCAAUAUGGAUGAAAGAGGCGGCAUGCCCAAAAAUAUGGACGAAAGAGGCGGCAUGCCUAAAGAUAUGGACGAAAGAGGCGGCAUGCCUAAAAAGAGAAAAAUAACCUUUGAAAAAUUCACCCCAAAAAGAGAAGAGAGGAAGAGAGAAAGGCAACAUCAUUGGAACCGUGACCCUCAAAAUCACACUGGCAAGUGGAAGAAAAACAAACAAGCAUGGCUAAACAAUGGAUUCUUUACUUGGAACAAGCCAACGGUUCAAGUAACAAUCGAAAUGAGGCCUGAAAGAUCUUUCCAGCAAAAAUGGAGCUGGCCUAAGAGCAGAAGCCGAUUUCGUCCAUAUUAAGAAUUAAUAUUAAGAAUUCAUUAAUAAAAUGUUGCAGGGCCUGAAGAUCUUAUCAAAAAAAUGGAGCCGGCUGAAGACCAAAAGACGAUUUCAUCCAUAGUAAGAAUUCGUUGAUAAAAUGUUGCAGGGCCUGAAAGAUCUUACCAGCAAAAAUGGAGCCGGCUUAAGAGCAAAAGACAAUUCCGUCCAUAUUAAGAAUUCAUUAAUAAAAUGUUGCAGCAGGGCCUGAAAGAUCUUACCAGAAAAAAUGGAACUGGCCUAAGAGCAGAAGCCGAUUUCAUCCGUAUUAAGAAUUCAUUAAUAAAAUGUUGCCGGGCCUGAAGAUCUUAUCAGCAAAAAUGGAGCUGGCUUAAGAGCGAAAGAUGAUUUCGUCCAUAUUAAGAAUUACUUAAUAAAAUGUUGCAGCAGGGCCUGAAAGAUCUUACCAGCAAAAAUGGAGCCGGGCUAGAGCAGAAGACAAUUUCGUCCAUAUUAAGAAUUCAUUGAUAAAAUGUUGCGGGGCCUGAAAGAUCUUACCAGCAAAAAUGGAGCCGGCCUAGAGCAGAAGACAAUUUCAUCCAUAUUAAGAAUUCAUUGAUAAAAUGUUGCAGGGCCUGAAAGAUCUUACCAGCAAAAAUGGAGCCGGCCUAGAGCAGAAGACAAUUUCGUCCAUAUUACAAAUUCAUUGAUAAAAUGUUGCAGGGCCGGAAAGAUCUCACCAGCAAAAAUGGAGUCGGCCUAAGAGCAGAAGAUGAUUUAGUCCAUAUUAAGAAUUCAUUAAUAAAAUGUUGCAGCAGGGCCUGAAAGAUCUUACCAGCAAAAAUGGAGCCGGCCUAGAGCAGAAGACAAUUUCGUCCACAUUAAGAAUUCAUUGAUAAAAUGUUGCAGGGCCUGAAAGAUCUUACCAGCAAAAAUGGAGCUGGCCUAAGAGCAGAAGAUAAUUUCCAUUUUAAGAACCCAUUAAUAAAAUGUUCUUCAGUUUA
Molecule: messenger RNA, 2343 nt
Organism: Xenopus laevis (African clawed frog)
Lineage: Eukaryota; Metazoa; Chordata; Amphibia; Anura; Pipidae
Exons: 19
Coding region: 188-1381 (397 amino acids)
Source: RefSeq, a predicted model, not a curated record